AUGGCUUUACGACAGUCCGUGGCCGGGCUCUCCAAGAGCCUCUCGCGACAGACUGCAUCGCCACUCAUCCUGCCAAAGAGCGCCGGACAGUCUGCAAGAUGUCUGGCCUCGAUACACAACCCCCCAGUGACGCAGAAUUCAGCCGGAUCAAAGGGACCUACAGCCAUGGUUUUCAUGAAUAUGGGCGGUCCGUCAACCACAGACGAGGUUGGGGACUUCUUAAGCCGUUUAUUCGCCGACGGAGACUUAAUCCCGUUGGGAAGACUACAGAACUACCUCGGGCCCUUGAUCUCAAACCGGCGCACUCCCAAGAUACAGAAACAGUAUGCUGCCAUCGGUGGUGGUUCCCCGAUCCGAAAGUGGUCUGAAUAUCAAAACGCCGAGAUGUGCAAGAUCCUUGACGAAAUUUCUCCCGAGACAGCACCACACAAGCCGUACACCGCCUUCCGCUAUGCAAACCCGUUGACCGAGGAGAUGUAUAACAAGCUUCUAGCAGACGGUUUCGGCAAUGGGAAGGGCGGUCGUGCUGUCGCGUUCACACAAUACCCGCAAUACUCGUGCUCUACCACCGGAAGCUCAAUCAAUGAGCUUUGGAAGUGGCGGAACAGACUCGAAAAGAACAGUCAGGGGGCCAUAGAGUGGAGUGUCAUUGACAGGUGGCCGGUACAUCCGGGACUGGUGGAAGCCUUUGCGCAGAACAUCGAAGCCAAGCUAAAGGAGUACCCCGAGGAAAGACGGAACCAGGUCGUGUUGCUCUACUCUGCGCACAGCUUGCCUAUGUCGGUUGUCAACAGAGGUGAUCCAUAUCCUGCCGAAGUAGCAGCAACUGUCUACGCCGUUCAACAAAGACUCGGCUUUUCGAACCCUUACCGGCUCUGUUGGCAAUCCCAGGUUGGCCCAUCCGCCUGGCUGGGUCCUCAGACGGCCACCUCGGUCGAGGAGUUCGUGCACAAAGGUCAAAAGGACCUGGUACUUAUUCCGAUUGCUUUCACGUCUGACCACAUCGAGACAUUAUAUGAGCUGGACCAAGAAGUAAUUGGUGAUUCGGGCCACCCGGAGACCGUCAAGCGCGCCGAAAGUCUGAACGGCAAUCCGACAUUCAUCAAGGGUCUAGCAGAUAUCGCAAAGAAACACCUUGACAGCGGUAUCACCUGCUCCCUACAGAUGGGCCUGAGGUGUCCCGGAUGCAAGAGUGAGCGGUGCUUGGAGAGCAAGAAGUUCUUCGCCGGAGAAGGCAGGGUGCCGGCGUAA
Molecule: messenger RNA, 1251 nt
Organism: Diaporthe amygdali
Lineage: Eukaryota; Fungi; Ascomycota; Sordariomycetes; Diaporthales; Diaporthaceae
Exons: 3
Coding region: 1-1251 (416 amino acids)
Biological process (GO): heme biosynthetic process
Molecular function (GO): protoporphyrin ferrochelatase activity
Source: RefSeq, a predicted model, not a curated record